This is a messenger RNA of Chaetomium fimeti, 1166 nucleotides long. Its product is annotated as RTA1 like protein-domain-containing protein. The coding region runs from base 171 to 1166 and encodes 331 amino acids. The record is from RefSeq and is a predicted model, not a curated record. Lineage: Eukaryota; Fungi; Ascomycota; Sordariomycetes; Sordariales; Chaetomiaceae. Gene Ontology annotation, cellular component: fungal-type vacuole; plasma membrane. The transcript has 2 exons.
CUCAAGUCUAAGGAGAUUGCAUAAUCAGCACACGCUCGCCGGUGUCUGCGCUCAUCCGUGAGAUAUCAGCCAUAUCAUCCAGCUUCAGAACACAAAAAGGGACAAUAAUCCAGCGGAACAUACUUGCAACCCACCCACGAAUACCUCUCGCCCCUCCCAACUUCAACACGAUGGUCUGCGCAACGGGGGAGCCCGACUGGAGCGGCACCACGCUUGCAACAUUCAACUUGACACUCCUCCAGAACCCCAGGCUAUGCACGUCAUGUACUUGCCCGCUUGAGCUUGAGGGCCUCCACCUCGGCGUUAUGUCAUAUUUCCCCUCGUUGGCCGGCAACGCCCUGUUCGCGGCCGUCUUCGGGCUCUGCCUACUCCCACAGAUCUACUUCGGCAUCCGCCACAAGACCUGGGGCUACCUGAUUGCCAUGUCGGGGGGGCUCAUCCUCGAGCUCCUCGGGUACAUUGCGAGGGUUCUGAUGCGCGAUAACAUGUUUACGGACGUAUUCUUUAUCAUGUACCUCGUCUGCCUCACCAUCGCCCCGGCCUUCCUCGCCGCAGCCAUCUACCUCAGCCUGUCACGACUAGUCGUCAUAUACGCGCCGGACCGCGCCCGCUUCCGGCCGCAGGUGUACACGUACAUCUUCAUCGGGUGCGACGUGGUGGCGCUCAUCCUGCAGGCGGCCGGCGGCGCCAUCGCGUCCAUCUCCGAGUUCGGCUCGCCCGCCCUCCGCGCCGGCAUCAACACCAUGAUCGCCGGCGUCGCCUGGCAGGUCGUCGCCCUCGCCCUGUUCGCCGCGCUCAGUUUUGAGUUCUGGAUGCGCGUCCGCUCUACCCCGACGGCUUCCCUCAACCCGGCUUUUGCGGAUCUACGCGCGCGGCGCUCGUUCCAGCCCGCGUUUCUUGUCGCUGUCGUCCUCACGGGUGUCUUCAUCUUUGUGCGCUCCGUCUUUCGGUGUGCUGAGCUCUCCGAGGGUUUCAAUGGCCCGCUGGCCAACGACGAAGUCACGUUUAUGGUGCUGGAGGGGACCAUGAUUGCCUUGGCCUGCAUUCUCCUGACGGUCUUUCACCCUGGCCUGGUAAUCGGUGCUAGGUGGUCAGCUGCGAGCUGGAAGAGCGUGAAAUCGGACGCGGAAAAGAUGGCGACGGAUACGGGGAGUGAAAGCCAGUAA